CAGUUCCAAGCACAGGGUCAAGCCAGCUGCACAAGACACAACGUCAACGAAGAAGAUAAGGGACAAGUGGAAAAUAUACAGGACCAAGUCCUACCGUAACUGGAAAACCGGUCAGUGUUUGGAACUCCGACAUGUGGAAGCUACUUCUUCUCGCAUCAAUCAGCAUUGUUAAUGCUAAAAAUACCUUUCUGAUCCUUGCCCCUAAGACCAUCAGCCCCUCGACAACCCUGCGUCUGGGGGUCAACUCCCUGAACGCCAGUCAGGACCUGACUGUAACAGCACGUGUACAGACACAAGAGUGGAACAACUACCCUUACUACCACUAUGAGCAAAUCUACGUCGACCAUGCCAAUAACACAAACACAAUCCUCGGAGGAGAUGCAGGUAUCGUGAAUGUCAAGACUCCCCAGGAUCUGAAAUAUGACAACUACUUCCUGAAGGUCCAGGUAGAGACUAGCUCUGGAGAGAAAUACACAAGAAUGUACAACCUGAAGUACUACAGCAAGUACCUGUCAGCCUUUAUCCAGACAGACAAAGCCAUAUACAAGCCCGGAUCCACGGUCAACAUCCGUACAUUUGCUGUGUACUCUGACCUUCUUUCCUACACAGGAAACAUGACAAUCGAGAUCUUUGAUCCCAACAACAACAAACUGAUGCUGCAGAAGGAUGUGAAAGAUCCUACUGGUGUCGUUACAAAGUCCUUCAAACUCAGCGCCAUGCCCAUCCUCGGAGAUUGGAAGAUCAGGGUCACAAUACCCAACAGCCAGAUGGAAGAGAAGAAAUUUGAAGUAUCCAACUAUAAUCUUCCACGCUUUGAGGUUACAGUGGAUGUUCCCAGUUUUGCUCUGGUAACAGAUCGAGACAUUAAGGGCAAAGUUUUUGCAAAGUAUACAUUUGGCGAGGGAGUGUCUGGUGUCGCAGAGAUUCACGCUACGAUACCUGGAGAUUAUUCUGGAUCUUGUUCCUCUGAGCAACCGAAGAUCCUCAUGACUUUCCCACUUGAUGGAGAAAGUAAGUUCACGAUUCCAAUGGUGGAGGUUCAGCACCUCGAAUCUUACCUCAAUGGUCGGAAACUGGAAAUACAAGCCACUGUCACAGAAACGCUGACGGGCAAGAAACUAAGUGGUUCCUCGACUGUGACUUUCUACACCAACGCAGUCAAGUUAACCUACCUCGACUACAGUGAUCACAACUUCAAGCCUGGCCUCGACUACACUGGCACGGUGAAAAUCUCCCUUCAAAACGAUCUGCCACUCCCGACCCCCCGGCAGAAUGUGACCAUCUACCCGUGUGUAACCUACCGUGUUAGAGUCCCGAACCAGAGCCGCUACCACAGCUGCGACUCCAACUUCCAGGGGACCUAUGGUCUUGAUGAGCAGACAUUCCCAGUUCCUGCAGAUGGCCUUGUGGACGUCACACUUACGGUUCCAGAGGAUGCUGUCUCAGUGACAAUAACGGCUUUUUAUGGUGAAACGUCAACGUCAUGGACGAUAAAGAAAGCCUACUCCCCAUCUGAUUCCUUCAUUCAGCUCUCCCUCCACGACACCAACGUUACGUCCGGAGAAAAUGCCAAUAUCGUCAUCAGGUCUACACAACCACUCGAUACAGUCUGGUAUGAGGUUAUCUCCCUUGGGUCCUUUGUUACUGCCGGACAUCUUGAUGGCGGUAUGGAAAAGAGCUUCAACUUCACUCUUCCAAUCACUCCUCACAUGGCACCUCAUGCUCGUGUCCUUAUGUACACCAUCCUUGAGGAUGGCGAGGUCAUUGCAGACAGCAUAAACUUCAAUGUGCAGGGACUCUUUUCCAACAAGGUGACUCUCGACUUUACCAGGAACGAAUCUCAGCCCCACGAGACCGUUGAUGUCCAAGUCUCAGCUGAUCCACAGUCAUUUGUCAGUUUACUUGUUGUUGACCAAUCAGUGACUCUCCUGGCCAGUGGAAAUGACAUCACAAGUGAUAUGGUAGAGACUGAGCUAAAAUACUUUGACAGCCGUGGCGUGGCCAACACCUACUCGGGAGAGACAGACGCCAGUCAAGUCUUUAAGGAUGUCAAUGUUGCUGUAUUCACCGAUACAAAUGUGCCAACAAAUCCUGGUGGAAUUGCUUAUGGACACAUACCAGGUUUUUCAACGUCUUCACCUAAUGUUGGACCAACAUCCCCCACCUACAUUUUUGCUGGAACAACAACUUACCCUACAGGAGCAACACCUUACCUUGGCCCAACACCUUACCCGAUCGGCUACAUGCCUUACCCGGGAGCAACACCCUACCCUGGUCCAUCGAAAUAUCCGAUAGGUUACACCCCCGCCCCAGGAGCAACACCUUACACUGGACCAACUAAUGCCUUACAACAGGUACAGCGAGUGAGGAAGUUCUUCCCAGAGACGUGGCUCUGGACAAACACAACCGUUGGUUCCAAUGGCAUUGCAAGUAUAUCUGCAACUGUUCCUGACACCAUAACGUCAUGGUUGGCGACAGCAUUCGCAGUUAACCCUGUGUCCGGGCUCGGAGUUACAUCAUCAGCAUCCAAGAUGAAGGUUUUCCGCCCAUUUUUUGUGAGUGUUGCUGUUCCAAUGUCCGUCAUCCGCGGUGAGCAAGUUGUGGUUCAGGCCAACGUCUUCAACUAUCUGCAGACUGAUCUCGAUGUGGUGGUGACGAUGAAAAAAUCCAAUGACUACGAUAACAUCCUCUUCGACCCCAUAACUGAGAGUCUCAAGGCCUUCUCUGCAGACCAAGUUAAGACAGUUCGCGUUGCUUCAGGGGAAUCAAAGACUGUUAACUUUCCCAUCGUCCCUACAACCUUGGGACAACUUGACAUCCAGGUGUCUGCCAGAUCAACUGCUGCAGCCGAUGCUGUACAGAGAAAAAUCACAGUUGAGCCGGAAGGUAUCAGAAAGGAGACAAACUUCCCCGUCACCAUCGAUCUCCUGUCUGGCAACACCUACAACAAAAAUCUUUCCAUUCCUCUGCCAAAGUACAUCGUAAAGGACUCACAGAAAGCAAGGGUCAGGGCUUUUGGCGACGUGGUGAGCCCCAGCCUCGAAGGCCUGGACAGUCUUCUGAAGAUGCCCACUGGCUGUGGGGAACAGAACAUGAUGGGACUAGCUCCUGAUGUCUACAUCUCCAACUACCUUGUCAGUGCCAAGAAAUUUGACGGAAAACUUGAGCAGACAGUCAUUCCAUUCAUGGAGGAAGGUUUCCAGCGUGAGUUGACCUACCAGCACAACGAUGGCUCCUACUCCAUCUGGGGGAACAGCGACUACUACGGAAGCACCUGGUUGACAGCAUUUGUUGUGAAAACAUUCAUCCAGGCUCGUAAGUACAUCUACAUAAAUGACCGAAUCAUUGCCCGUGCUGCCACCUGGCUUAUAAGCAAGCAAAACAGCAAUGGGGACUUCAGCGAGAAAGGAUAUGUGCACAGCUCCAGCAUCCAGGGAGGAUCUGGACACGGAUACGCCCUGACAGCAUUCGUUCUUGAUGCCCUGCUUGAAGUCAAAGGACUGGAAGGGGUGAAUGCGUUCAACCUGAAUGAUUCUUUGAUCCGCGCCAGCGCCUUCCUUGAGUUCAACAUCGUGAGAUAUGAUGACCCCUACACUGUUGCAAUCGUCACUCAUGCUUUAACCAAAGCAGAUAGCAUCUUUGCCGAAGACGCUUUCAAAAAACUUGAACAUAUUUCCAAAACAAAAGAUGACAUGAUGUUCUGGGAGAGAUACAGCAACUCCAGAUCCACCUACUGGAGACCAUAUCACCAAUACGCUGACGCCAUCGACAUUGAGACAACGGGCUACGCUCUGAAGACAUAUGCACUCAGGAAGGACUUUGUCAAAGGCCUGUCUAUCAUGAAGUGGCUCAUUUCCACCAGGAAUCCCAAUGGUGGCUUCGUUUCCACUCAGGAUACUGUUGUUGCUCUCGACGCCCUUUCUGCAUUUGCCACCGUCAUCAACUCAGAUUCCUUCAAAAUCAGCGCCGACAUCAGUUCUGGGAAAUUCAGCAAACAUUUUGAAAUCAAUGCCCAGAACGCCCUUGACCUUCAAGCUACUGAUGCCAAUGAUUUCACCGGUACCUUCAACGUAAGAGCUCAAGGCCAUGGAGUGGGAUACCUUGAGAUUGCAUCGUUCUUCAACGUGGAGAAGCCAGUAGAGGAGCAGUACUUCGAUAUCAGCGAGGACAUAGAGAUCGAGACGUUUAACAUGUACACACUCAGGACCUGUGUGAGUUACAGUAAGGCGAGAACCAGCAACAUGGCCGUGGUCGAGAUCACAAUCCCAUCAGGCUUUGAACCGGAUAUGGAGUCACUCUAUGUCACCCGCAAAACACAGAAAUCGGAACUGUUGGGCAAGACUCUUGUCGUCUACUUCAACGAGUUGGAAGCCAGUGAAACAUGCAUCAGAUUCACUGCAAGAAGAAAUGGUCUGGUUGCUAAGCUACAAGCAUCUCCUAUCCAUGUCUUUGACUACUACGAGCCAACACACCAGGGUGUUGCGUUUUACCGCUCAAAGACCCUACAUGACGCAACUGUUUGUGACAUUUGCGCUAAGUGCUGCCAGAAGUCUUCAUAAACAGAUUCACGAUGUCAAGAAAGAACCGAUAAACGAACAGCUAUCCAAAUUAUUGUACAAAGAAUUAUUAACAGCAAUAAAAUGCAAAUGAGUCUUA
This is a messenger RNA of Haliotis rubra (blacklip abalone), 4656 nucleotides long. Its product is annotated as CD109 antigen-like. Gene Ontology annotation, cellular component: extracellular region. The transcript has 37 exons. Gene Ontology annotation, molecular function: endopeptidase inhibitor activity. Lineage: Eukaryota; Metazoa; Mollusca; Gastropoda; Lepetellida; Haliotidae. The record is from RefSeq and is a predicted model, not a curated record. Bases 132 to 4559 code for a protein of 1475 amino acids.